GUUUUAUACUUCCAGACUGUUUAGGCUUUUAGCGAAUAUGAAGGUUCAUCAAUUUUUCUGUUUUUGUCUAUGGCUUUUGGGUGUUUCAGGUGUGUUUGGUGAUACAGAUGAAGUGAAGUCAGUGUUAGUGACGGAGGGAGAUUCUGUCUCUCUAAACUCUGAUGUUCAAAUACAGAGAGAUCUGAUACUGUGGGCUUAUAGACAUGACCGUUCAGAGACUCGUAUCGCUAAAAUCCAUGAGCAUGUCAUUGAUAUGUUUGACAGUAAUGUGAGAUUUGGAGACAGACUCCAGAUGGACAGACAAACUGGAUCUCUGACCAUCAGAAACAUCAGAACCACAGACUCUGGACUUUAUAAACUGUGGAUCUUCAGCAAAACUAACACACACAAAAGUUUCAGUGUUACUGUCUAUGCUCCUCUACAGACUCCUGUCAUCACCAGAGACUCUUCAGACUCUUCAUCAUCAUCAUCAUCAUCAAGACCAUCAGUGUCCAGAUGUUCACUGGUGUGUUCAGCGGUGAAUGUGAGUGAUGUGACUCUCUCCUGGUAUAAAGGAAUGAGUGUAUUGUCCAGCAUCAGUGCGUCUAAUAUCAGCAUCAGUCUCUCUCUACCUCUGGAUGUGGAAUAUCAGGAUAAAAACACUUACAGCUGUGUGAUCAACAAUCCUGUCAGAAACCAGACCACACAUCUGGAUAUCACGCAACUCUGUCACACAUAUGCAGAUCAGGAAAGCCUGUCAGAAUACACAGAGGUCAUCUACCGUCUUCAGAUCACACACCAUCACUGA
Molecule: messenger RNA, 787 nt
Organism: Pimephales promelas (fathead minnow)
Lineage: Eukaryota; Metazoa; Chordata; Actinopteri; Cypriniformes; Leuciscidae
Source: RefSeq, a predicted model, not a curated record